UAAGUUCUUGGUAUGUUUAGUGGACAAUAGACACAAUAACAAUAACAGCAAGGCUGAGUUCAUGUUAUGUUUACUGGAGAAUAGACACAAUAAUAACAAAGCUAAGUUCAUGGUAUGUUUAGUGGAGAAUAGACACAAUAACAAUAACAACAAGGCUAAGUUCAUGAAUAGACACAAUAACAACAAGGCUAACUUCAUGGUAUGCUUAGUGGAGAAUAGACACAAUAACAACAAGGCUAAGUUCAUGGUAUGUUUAGUGGAGAAUAGACACAAUAACAAUAACAACAAGGCUAAGUUCAUGGAAAGUGUGCGUUCACGUCUGGUGAUGGAGAAGGUGCUCGCACAGGUGGAAGUUGCAGCUGCGCUGACCUUUGACUACAUCUCUCUCGUCAUCAUCGCCGCCGUAGUGGCGGGGGUUGGCUUGGCUGCGAAUAGUGUGGUGGCUGUUGUAGCCUCGAUGCUGAUCUCACCCAUAAGUACGUGUACUAUUGUACUGUGUGAGUGUUUCUAA
Molecule: messenger RNA, 511 nt
Organism: Sphaeroforma arctica JP610
Lineage: Eukaryota; Ichthyosporea; Ichthyophonida
Exons: 3
Coding region: 62-511 (149 amino acids)
Source: RefSeq, a predicted model, not a curated record